GGUUUCCGGGUGGCGCGUGGGACUGGAGGCCGAGAGCGUCCCUUGCUACCGCCAACAUGGAGAGUUUGUACCGAGUCCCGUUCUUAGUGCUCGAAUGCCCGAACCUGAAGCUGAAGAAGCCGCCCUGGGUGCACAUGCCGUCGGCCAUGACGGUGUACGCUCUGGUGGUGGUGUCUUACUUCCUCAUCACCGGAGGAAUCAUUUAUGAUGUUAUUGUUGAACCUCCCAGUGUCGGCUCGGUGACUGAUGAACACGGGCAUCAGAGACCAGUUGCUUUCUUGGCCUACAGAGUAAAUGGACAGUAUAUUAUGGAAGGACUUGCAUCCAGCUUCCUGUUUACAAUGGGAGGUUUAGGUUUCAUAAUCCUGGACCGAUCCAAUGCACCAAACAUUCCCAAACUCAAUAGGUUUCUUCUUUUAUUCAUUGGAUUCGUGUGUGUCCUAUUGAGUUUUUUCAUGGCUAGAGUAUUCAUGAGAAUGAAGCUACCGGGCUAUCUGAUGGGUUAGAGUGCCUUUUGAGAAGAAAUCAGCAGGUACUGAAUUUGCUCCUGUUAAUGAAAUUUUAAAGGCUGUACCAGUCCUCAGAUAUGAAAUGCAGAGAAGGAUGAAAAGCAGCAGAAAAGAAACAUCUAGUGAAAACAUAGGAAGCAUAUUAAAGCAUGGACUAGAAUGUCUUGGUGUCAGAGACAAGCUUAUCAGUAUUUUUUCCUGCUGGCCUUCACUGACGUACCAAUGAUACUAAGUGACGUUUUCUUUUUUUUUUUCAUUUCUUAGAAUGUACUUCAUUUCUAUAGCUAUAAUAUUGAAUAAAGUGAUUAUUUUUUACAAA
Molecule: messenger RNA, 828 nt
Organism: Capra hircus (goat)
Lineage: Eukaryota; Metazoa; Chordata; Mammalia; Artiodactyla; Bovidae
Product: oligosaccharyltransferase complex subunit OSTC
Exons: 1
Coding region: 57-506 (149 amino acids)
Cellular component (GO): oligosaccharyltransferase complex
Source: RefSeq, a predicted model, not a curated record